AUGUCCAUAGUUGAACUACAUUCAAAGUUUCUAUUAAACUUGUCUGAUAUUCAAGCAAGAAAGAUUGAUUUUGAUUAUGGUGUCCUACUCGGAUUUCAAGAUGGAGACAGGUUUGUCGUGGUCACAUCAUUUGAAAUUAUCAACGAUGAUAAAACGAUCGACUAUGAGUUUUUAUACAAAAGAUAUACCCAGUUGAAACUAGUAUAUCCGGAAUUUACAAUAUUAGGAAUAUACUACAUGAGUGAAAGUAAUUCGUCAACCAUUGCCAUGUCUCAUGAAAUCCAAAGAUGUUGCAAAUCAUAUGACAUACCAGUGAAUUCGCAACAAAUUUAUGUAACUUACAAUAAGGAUGACAAAGAGCACCCAUUCAAGUCUUAUACUGCCAAUAAUUCCCAAGCUAUAGGAACCACAAUCAACACUAGUGAAACUGAAAACAUCACUGCGUCAACAAUUGAAAAACACAAGGUUUAUUUUGAGUCAAGUGGUAAACGUCAAAGAGAACCUAUAAAUAUAAAGAAACACAUGAAUGAGGUUGCAAAUGUAGUGGAAAACUUGCAAAAGCUUGAUAAUAAGAGUUCCCUCCUAGAACAGGGAAAAAGUGCUGCAGAUGUGAAGAAAAAUGAGUACGCAAAUUUAUUGAAGCUACAAACAACGCAAUUGGCGUUAUUGACAGAGCAGAAAGCGGUCUUGGAUAGCGCCCAAAGCAAUCUUGUGAAGUUUUGGCAGUUGACUUAG
Lodderomyces orthopsilosis Co 90-125 is the source of this 735-nucleotide messenger RNA. RefSeq lists its product as uncharacterized. The transcript has a single exon. Bases 1 to 735 code for a protein of 244 amino acids. The record is from RefSeq and is a predicted model, not a curated record. Lineage: Eukaryota; Fungi; Ascomycota; Pichiomycetes; Serinales; Debaryomycetaceae.